Molecule: messenger RNA, 396 nt
Organism: Lottia gigantea (owl limpet)
Lineage: Eukaryota; Metazoa; Mollusca; Gastropoda; Lottiidae
Exons: 1
Source: RefSeq, a predicted model, not a curated record
CUCACACAACUUUCAUACACAGAACGUGCUAUACAACUUAAAUACCUCACACAACUUUCAUACACAGAACGUGCUAUACAACUUAAAUACCUCACACAACUUUCAUACACAGAACGUGCUAUACAACUUAAAUACCUCACACAACUUUCAUACACAGAACGUGCUGUACAACUUAAAUACCUCACACAACUUUCAUACACAGAACGUGCUGUACAACUUAAAUACCUCACAGAACUUUCAUACACAGAACGUGCUAUACAACUUAAAUACCUCACAGAACUUUCAUACACAGAACGUGCUGUACAACUUAAAUACCUCACAGAACUUUCAUACACAGAACGUGCUGUACAACUUAGAUACCUCACAGAACUUUCAUACACAGAACUUUCAUACACA